CAAACGGCUGUCAAACUUCCGCUCUCUCCGGCUCACAGUUGCAGAACGUAAACAAACAUCCACAUUACUUUCUUGGUAACUCUAGCGCAAUGAAGGACAGCCGGAAGCGUCGGAAAUCAAGACGCGAUAGUACGUCUUCAUCCUCAUCCUCAAGCCGAGAUAGUAGCGCCAGUUCCACCAGCGGCACCAGCGAUAGUGACUCCUCCAGCACCAGCAGCUCCAGCCGGAGCAGUAGCGUCGAGCGAAAGCGCCGGAAAAAGGAGCUGAAGAAAAAGCUAGCCAAGCAACAGAAGAAGGAAGCGAAAGCCAAAAAGAAGGCACUGCGCAAGGAAAAGAAAGCCAGAAGGAAGCAGGAAAAGUUGGAGAGCAAGCUCGCGAAACGAAAACUAAAAGAAGAGCGGAAAAGCCGGAGAAAGCAGGAAAAACACUCGAAAGAUGGGGACAUCCCGAAUAGCAGUAGUAGUAGGACGGCACCACCAUCGGCAGGGAAAGACCAGGGAAGCGGCCCAUCAGUGUUGGCCUCGGAUCCGUCGCUAGACUGUGGUAUUCCCCUCGAUCUAAUGAAUCGGAAAGCGAUGGCACCGGAAACGCGCGAAGAGUAUGAGGCACGGCAAUCGAUUCUGCGACGGGUGGUCGAUCCAGAAACAGGCCGAACGCGACUGAUCAAGGGCGACGGGGAAAUCAUCGAGGAGUGUGUGAGUCGCGACCGGCACAAGGAGAUCAACCGGCAGGCAACGGCAGGUGAUGGGGCAGAGUUUCAGCGCAAAACACUCGGACGCAAUGUGCGCUAAAGGCACACAGUCAAUGCUACCAAAAAUAAACAACAAUAUUUGCAAACCAAAAAGAAAAAAAAAGUCGUUUAAAAAACAAGUUUACUGUGAUUUGUUGCGCG
Messenger RNA from Anopheles coluzzii, 892 nucleotides. RefSeq names its product ADP-ribosylation factor-like protein 6-interacting protein 4. The transcript has a single exon. Bases 90 to 791 code for a protein of 233 amino acids. Lineage: Eukaryota; Metazoa; Arthropoda; Insecta; Diptera; Culicidae. The record is from RefSeq and is a predicted model, not a curated record.